GCUCUCACCAGCUUUCAUACUGGUUUCGGUAUUUUACUGAGGUCAAUUUCUCAUAAUACUGGAAUUUCUACCGGGGAAUAAUAUCUAUGGCCAACAUUUUAUAGACUACUCCUCAUACCCGAUCUACGCAACCAUGGACUCCUCCGAAGACCCCGUCGUCGCAUCCUAUGAUGUCCUCCUCACAGACUCCGAAAUCUCCAGAUUUGUCCUCCAAUACCUCGACCGAGACCCCAAAAACCCCUACGAUGAAAGCCACAAACAAAAACCGACCGCUCUACGAAUGAAGCCGAAAACUGGGCUAGUGGAGGUCGAUAUUCCCAUUGACCCACGUAUCAACUACGAUGUCACCAAGGGACUGAAGUACGGUGAUGCGAUGAAGAAAAGCCGAACUGCGCGCGAGGGAGGCGGCCAUGGUAUGGCUGGUGGAUUUAGCACCGGGGCUUCGGCACCAGCGGGGAACCGGGUGAAAAUGGAGGGCAAUGGAGAUGUGGAGAUGGGAGGGAUGGAUAGUAAAGGGGACACGGCUUCUCUAUUACGGGUGCAGACGCUUGGAGGAAGAGUUAAGACCGCCGAGGAAGGGGACCCGGUUUAUAUGUUGGCCGCAUUUCGAGGGAAGAAUUUGCACCUGUCUCCUGUUUCCGCUGUUGUGCAGCUGCAACCUCAACUUCACCACCUUGAUGCUCUAGAGGAGAUACCUUCAAAAGCCAGAGGGAAGGCUCGGAACGAGGGCAAUGAGGAGAAGUCCGCCGAAGCCGAAGGUCGCACAAUUGAUGUCAAGAUCAAGGCCGCCGAGGAUGGAGAACAGGCCAUGGUUGCAGGUAACCUGGAACUUCUGAAGCAGAUGCAAGAUGAAAAAUGGAACUCGUACGACUGGGUUGAUGCAGAGGACUACGAGGCAUAUCAAACAUACGAGGAUUACAUGAUUCACCAGAAUAUUGAUGAUCUUCCGCAACUUGAGUCAGCCAUCGAGAGCGAAGACUAUCUUGACAAGAUGAGCGCGCCCCGUAUCGAUCCAGCACGGCCAGAGAUGACCGGUUGGGCCAUGAAACAAAACCGAAAGAAGCAGGGAGAAGGUGAAACGCCCGAGAGUGGCACGGAGGAGGGAUGAUUGAAGUUCUGAAAUGAAUAAAAGAAAAAAAAAAAAAGCAGAAGCCUAUGAAAUGCAACGAUUGUAUGCCUCCUUAUUCUAUGCACUUCGUCUUGUAGCUUGUUGUAGUCUACAGUUGAAGUCUCAUGCUCCAUGUGUGUAAACCACGACUUGAUAUUGAAAACAGGAACCCCUUCAGCAAAUUC
Molecule: messenger RNA, 1293 nt
Organism: Aspergillus wentii DTO 134E9
Lineage: Eukaryota; Fungi; Ascomycota; Eurotiomycetes; Eurotiales; Aspergillaceae
Exons: 3
Coding region: 134-1108 (324 amino acids)
Biological process (GO): DNA-templated transcription
Cellular component (GO): nucleus; RNA polymerase III complex
Source: RefSeq, a predicted model, not a curated record